AUGGUCGCCCAGGGCGUGGUGCAUGGAGGCGCGCACGUACAGCAGCUCGCUAUCCUCUGGACUGAACGCCAGCCCCUUGUUGCACCACUCUAUGGCGCCCCUGUGCGGUUGGAUGGGAUGCAGGGAGAUGGGGAUAGGUGGGGUGCAUACGCAAGGGAAUACAUGUGGUGCAUGUUGAGUCGACUGAGUGAUCCCCUCAGUGGAUGCAGUGUGAUUCGCCCUUUUGCACCCACGCCUCGCCCUCCCACAGGUGUGCCUCCUCCCCUGGCUGUGCCUUCCCUGGGUGUGCCUUCCCUGGGUGUGCCUUCCCUGGCUGUGCCUUCCCUGGCUGUGCCUUCCCUGGCUGUGCCUUCCCUGGCUGUGCCUUCCCUGGCUGUGCCUUCCCUGGCUGUGCCUUCCCUGGCUGUGCCUUCCCUGGCUGUGCCUUCCCUGGCUGUGCCUUCCCUGGGUGUGCCUUCCCUGGCUGUGCCUUCCCUGGCUGUGCCUUCCCUGGCUGUGCCUUCCCUGGCUGUGCCUUCCCUGGCUGUGCCUUCCCUGGCUGUGCCUUCCCUGGCUGUGCCUUCCCUGGCUGUGCCUUCCCUGGCUGUGCCUUCCCUGGCUGUGCCUUCCCUGGCUGUGCCUUCCCUGGCUGUGCCUUCCCUGGCUGUGCCUUCCCUGGCUGUGCCUUCCCUGGCUGUGCCUUCCCUGGCUGUGCCUUCCCUGGCUGUGCCUUCCCUGGCUGUGCCUUCCCUGGCUGUGCCUUCCCUGGCUGUGCCUUCCCUGGCUGUGCCUUCCCUGGCUGUGCCUUCCCUGGCUGUGCCUUCCCUGGCUGUGCCUUCCCUGGCUGUGCCUUCCCUGGCUGUGCCUUCCCUGGCUGUGCCUUCCCUGGCUGUGCCUUCCCUGGCUGUGCCUUCCCUGGCUGUGCCUUCCCUGGCUGUGCCUUCCCUGGCUGUGCCUUCCCUGGCUGUGCCUUCCCUGGCUGUGCCUUCCCUGGCUGUGCCUUCCCUGGCUGUGCCUUCCCUGGCUGUGCCUUCCCUGGCUGUGCCUUCCCUGGCUGUGCCUUCCCUGGCUGUGCCUUCCCUGGCUGUGCCUUCCCUGGCUGUGCCUUCCCUGGCUGUGCCUUCCCUGGCUGUGCCUUCCCUGGCUGUGCCUUCCCUGGCUGUGCCUUCCCUGGCUGUGCCUUCCCUGGCUGUGCCUUCCCUGGCUGUGCCUUCCCUGGCUGUGCCUUCCCUGGGUGCGCCUGCACGUUCUCGCAUUUCCACCCGUCCCACGACCCACCCACCUCAUUUGGACAGUGAGAGUGCCAUGCCAUGA
This is a messenger RNA of Closterium sp. Naga37s-1, 1293 nucleotides long. Lineage: Eukaryota; Viridiplantae; Streptophyta; Zygnematophyceae; Desmidiales; Closteriaceae. The record is from the annotation of a GenBank genome assembly.